AUAUAUAUAUCGACAGAGAGAGAGAGAGAGAGAGAGAGAGAGAGAGAAAUUUAAAGGAAAAUCUAAAACCCAAAACCCAAUUUUUAUCAGACAAAAUAGAAAUAGAGCCGCAAAGCAAAUAAUGGGUAUCAAAGAUCUUCUCAAAUUCAUGAAACCCUACAUUAAACCAAUUCACAUCAAGAAGUAUGCGGGCAAGCGAGUGGGUAUUGAUGCAUAUUCAUGGCUUCACAAAGGAGCUUAUUCAUGUAGCAUGGAAAUUUGUCUGAAUUCGGAUGGUAAAAAGAAAUUGCGCUACAUAGACUACUUUAUGCACAGAAUAAAUCUUCUUCGUCAUUACAGAAUAACCCCCGUCAUUGUUUUUGAUGGUGGCAAUAUUCCAUGUAAAGCUGCAACUGAGCACGACCGCCAUAAGAGAAGAAUGGCUAAUCGUGAUUUGGCAAUGGAGAAGCUUAAAGAAGGGAAUGUUAAUGCUGCCUCAGAGCUCUUCCAGAGAGCAGUGAGUAUUACUCCAUCAAUGGCACAUCAGUUGAUACAGAUUUUGAGAUCAGAGAAUGUUGAAUUUGUUGUAGCUCCAUAUGAGGCUGAUGCACAGUUAGCAUACCUGUCCAGCCUUGAAGUGGAAAAAGGUGGAAUUGAGGCUGUGAUUACAGAAGAUAGUGAUCUAGUGGCAUAUGGUUGCCAAGCUGUUAUCUUUAAGAUGGAUCGAUAUGGCAAUGGUGAAGAGAUAGUGAUGGACGAUAUUUUUGACUCUGUGUCUCUUAAACCUUCCUUUCAAAAUUUCGACAAGGAAUUGUUCACAGGUAUGUGUGUAUUAGCUGGAUGUGAUUUUCUUCCCUCUAUUCCCGGCAUUGGUAUUGCGAAAGCUUUUGCCUUGGUUUCUAAGUAUCGGAACUUAGAACGUGUUGUAUCGGUUCUGAAAUUUGAGAAGGGAAAUCUAGUGCCUGAAGAUUACUCUAAAUCAUUCAUUGAAGCAGUUUCUGUUUUCCAGCAUGCUCAAAUAUAUGACACUGACAUGAAAAAACUAAAACAUAUGAGACCAGUCCCACAGAAGCUUCUGCAGUCUCUAGAUGGGGAGAUUGAUUUCUUAGGACCAGAAAUCCCUCCAUCAGUAGCCAUUGCAAUUGCUGAAGGAAAUAUGGAUCCCAUCAGCAUGGAAGCAUUUGACUGCUCACCAACUCCUAGAUGUCAUACAGACCCUGUUAGGAUCCAAAUUUCUGGCCGGCUUCCAAGAGUUGAGGCUGCUUCUGUACCUGCACGAGAUGGCUGCUUUGUGGCCUUUUCUUCCCAAAAACCCAGAGGAAACUCUAAUACAGGCAAGUUAUGAAAUUCGAACCCAUUUGACACCUUGUUCUUAUAACAUUGUUGGUCCUGAA
Ziziphus jujuba (common jujube) is the source of this 1373-nucleotide messenger RNA. Its product is annotated as exonuclease 1. The coding region runs from base 122 to 1324 and encodes 400 amino acids. The record is from RefSeq and is a predicted model, not a curated record. NCBI's taxonomy places the organism in Eukaryota, Viridiplantae, Streptophyta, Magnoliopsida, Rosales, Rhamnaceae. Gene Ontology annotation, molecular function: metal ion binding; 5'-flap endonuclease activity; DNA binding. The transcript is spliced from 11 exons.